Molecule: messenger RNA, 3659 nt
Organism: Amaranthus tricolor (Joseph's coat)
Lineage: Eukaryota; Viridiplantae; Streptophyta; Magnoliopsida; Caryophyllales; Amaranthaceae
Exons: 5
Coding region: 401-1090 (229 amino acids)
Source: RefSeq, a predicted model, not a curated record
UUUCCCCAUUACUCAAAACCUUAACUUCACACUCGACAUUCUCCCUCUAAAACCAUUGAUUCAAUCCAUCAAUUCUUGCAUUCCUCUUUCAAUUUGGCAGUUCAAAAUUAGUGUAGGAUACUCUAGCUUGCUCAAAGGUUACUAGUUGUUAAAUCAAGACUAUUCUUAAUCAUCCAUAAGUAUUGAAGGUAAUUUUUAAUUGUUUUUAUAGCUUUAUGUUGUUUUUUGAAGUACUGUUGUUGAAUUAGUGGAAUUCAAUGUUGAUAAUAUUAUUAGAAAUGAAGUAAUAUUAUUAGUAAUAAUUUUUAGACCAAAAAAGAUUAUUAUCAAAUGAAUAUAAUGUACUUGUAUGGGCAUAAAGUUGAUGAUGAAGUUGAUUUUCUUUGUAUUAAUGUAGAAAAUGACAUCAUUUUGCGUGACUAUAGUAUGUUUUUGGAAUGGUUGUAUUCGAGAAAGUAGUGGCAAAGUUCAUUAUGUUGGGGGAAGACGUAAGUUGUUUGCUUGCAAUUCGAACAUGGAUUUGAACCACUUUAAACGUUUUAUAUGUUCUAAGAUUGGAUUCGACCAUACUAGAAGUACCGUAAAUAUAAGCUUUAAAUAUGACAUGAGUGGAGAAUUGCUUGCCUUUCCUGUUGAGGAUGAUGAAGCUAUAGAUGCUAUGUGGGAGCAUUCAAAGUCCACCCAAAUUCCCUCUUUGGAGUUAUACGUAGAAGAAGUACCCGUAGGGAAUGUAGUUGCUUCUAAUCCUAUUCCUACCCCUAUGCCUAUAUUAAAUCAGGAAACUCUUAAUCCUUUCGUUCUUUUCGCAUCUUGUACUUUUUCUCAACCCCCUACGAAUCAAGUUCCAAUUGAUUCAAUGUUCAACUUAGGAGAAACUGCUGAGAUGGGACCUUGGGAUGAUGGAAAUGAAAGUAUUGAGCUUAUUGACAAUCCUUCUGAGGACGAUGUGGAUGUCGAUGAGGAUGCGCUAGCAAAUGACAUGACCCUAGGCAACAUUCCUACAAUCAUUCCUCCUACACCUUAUGCCCUCUGUCCACCUUUAGACGAGUAUGAGGAGGUCAUAGGUAUGGCGUUACUAACACGAACUUAGUUGAAGUUUUCAAAUAUGUGAUGAAGGGUGUAUGUUUCUUACCUUUGACAACACUUGCUGAAUUCACCUUCUAUCGAGUAAACGACUAUUUUUUUCAAAGACGUGAACGUGCUAGCGCAUGGUUACUUGGAGGACACGUGUACACAACGCAUGCCACUAGAAUUAUCAAUAGAAAUACUGAGAAGGCAAAUUUCCAUGACAUAAUCGCAUUUGAUUAUAGAAGUGGUGUGUUCGAAGUUAAGACUGGGAGGGGAAUUAGAGGAUCGUCCAAAGGGGGUAAGAUUCAACAUGUAGACUUGAAUCAAAUGAAGUGCACAUGUAACAAACUUGAGAUAUACCACCUUCCUUGUUCACAUAUACUUGCUGUUUGCAUCAAACGACACCUUUCAUAUGAGAGGUUCGUGGAUCCGUGCUAUACAUCUCAAAGUUAUGCAAGUACAUACGAACGUUACUUUAUGCCAAUGAUCGAUAAGAGGUCAUGGUCGAAAUACACGGGCUUUGAACUUAGACAUGAUCCCGAUCAAAUUCGAGGUAAAGGGAAGCCUAAGUCUAGGAGAAUUGCAAACGAAAUGGAUGAGGGUAGAAAGAAACGAUCUGAUUGUCGUCGUUGUGGGAGUGAAGGUCACAACACUAGAACCCGUAACUCAAGGUAAUAUGUUAUAUAUAUUAUACUAGCAUGAUAAUCUGUAACUCAAGGUAAUAUGUUAUAUAUAUUAUACAUGAUUACAUAAUUGUAAUAUUAACUAAAGCUACUGCAAACAAAGCAGUAGAGUAGAUGGAUCCAGCAGCUCCAGGACCCCUAGAUCCUAGUGUCUUGACUAUGCAGCAUGAGCACAGGAAAACUCCUCUUUAGGAUGCCCAGGUUAGGUGUACGAUAGUUGUGAUUUGCAUUUUACUAAUGCUAACAUACAAGUAACUUAUUUAUAUGUCAAUAUUCAUAGGUGUCUGAUGCAAAAACGCUAGGCACCAGGCAUCCAGAUUCUGUUCCAUGGGUGAUCGAUGAUAAGAUCGUCCCGUACUUAGAGUUAACAAGGUUAUACGAGUUUCACCUCGUUGCAUACGGCAGAGUAGACCGUGCCAUUAUCACAGCACUGGUCCAGAGAUGACGUCAAGAGACGGCGUCAGGAGACGCAUACAUUUCAUCUCCCUCUAGGUGAGGCUACCAUCACAUUGCUUGAUGUAGCCUUACUAACACGGCUUCCCAUCGAGGGACGUGCCGUGUGUACAGCCGAACGCCAGCUAUCAGGCUGGCGUGACAUGGUGCAUCGCAUAUUGGGAGAGCGCCCUCCACCAGAAGUGAUCAGGGGGAGCGGUUUGCGCUGCACGUGGUUAGUUCAAACCUUCUCGCAUCUCCCCGAAGAUGCUGAUGAAGGCACCAUUUUGAGGUACGCCAAGACGUACCUCUUAUACUUGAUAGGAGCUGUGUUGUUUGCCGAUAAAACAAACAACCAAAUACAACUCCUUUACUUAACUUUACUUGAUGACCCCUGGGAGCGCAUCGCUGAGUAUAGCUGGGGCUCCGCAGCCCUUGGAUACCUGUAUAGGAGGCUAUGUGGUGCUGCCCAAAAUAACGUCAAGGAGAUUGCGGGGCCAAUAGUCAUAUUAUAGCUGUGGGCUUUGGAGCAUAUUCUUAUCGGCCAACCUUACAGAACCGUUGGUCGUGGUGAUACUGCUCCUCCACAACCCCCACUAGAUGUUGCGUACGGUUCAAGGUGGAAUUUUGCACGCCGGACGCGCAAGCACACCGUCACCGGUCUCGGAUUCAACCGAGAUCAGUUAGACCUGCUACGACCUAACCAGUUUUUGUGGGACCCAUACCCAGUGCAAGCCGACGUAACUGUACCCGAACACUCGGGAAUUCAUUCAGGUGCGUGGAGGGCUUCUGUGCCACUCAUAUGCUUCGACAUUGUUGAAGUACAUCCACCAGAGCGCGUACGGAGCCAAUAUGGGUUGGUACAGGGCAUUCCACCGCCUUGUGACACUGAAUCCCAGCUACACCAGAUUUCGCGCAAAAAUCAGGGUACGACAAACUGGGUGGACAUCAUCGCUCGUUGGGAUGCUAGACUGGAGCUGCUGGCACAAGGUGCGCUUGUUCAUGGCGCACUUACUACACCAGACUACAUGUAGUGGUUCCUCUCCGUCAUGUGCCGAUGGAUGACACCACAUGCCAUCUUCGCAGCAGCACAUUACGCACCUGCUGCGCCUACGAUGACACAAUUUGCACAAGGUGCGGCACCAGUGAUGCGGUACAGCCACGAGGAACCGAUGAGGGAGAUUGCGCAUGGCAUGCUUGUCGGCUCGCAGUUCCAGCACUUCAUACCGGAAGUCGCUGCAGAGUCCUCACCGACUACCGCCCAUACGCACGUCUCAUCUCCUGGUUAUGACUAUCAUUUGGAGGAGAUGGAUCAUUCAUACCCCGUUGACGUUGCAGGGACCUCGUAGGCUAAGCCAUCACAGUACCAAUCCCCUCCACUGCCAGAGUGACCCGAACGCCUCUUACUAUCGUAGGAGGCAUAGGAGACCAACUCAGUUGGAUAGGGUAGAUGAGGGUCGUGAGCGUUAACAUUUA